AUGAAAGUUAUACAGAAAGCAGAGAUUGCUAUUGCCCCUCUGACAAUCACUUUGGUCCGAGAGGAGGUCAUUGACUUCUCUAAGCCCUUCAUGAGCUUGGGCAUCUCUAUAAUGAUCAAAAAGCCUCAGAAAUCUAAACCAGGAGUGUUUUCCUUCUUGGAUCCUCUGGCCUAUGAGAUUUGGAUGUGCAUAGUCUUUGCCUACAUUGGUGUCAGCGUGGUCUUAUUCCUAGUUAGCAGGUUUAGUCCAUAUGAGUGGCAUACAGAAGAGCCAGAGGAUGGAAAGGAAGGACCCAGCGACCAGCCUCCCAAUGAGUUUGGCAUCUUUAACAGCCUCUGGUUUUCCCUGGGUGCCUUUAUGCAGCAAGGAUGUGACAUUUCACCCAGAUCCCUCUCAGGUCGAAUUGUUGGAGGUGUUUGGUGGUUCUUUACACUCAUCAUUAUAUCAUCUUAUACCGCUAACCUCGCCGCUUUCCUGACGGUUGAGCGAAUGGUCUCCCCCAUAGAAAGUGCGGAAGACCUGGCCAAACAAACAGAAAUUGCCUAUGGAACACUGGAUUCAGGGUCAACCAAAGAAUUCUUCAGAAGAUCCAAAAUCGCGGUGUACGAGAAGAUGUGGACGUACAUGCGGUCGGCGGAGCCGUCGGUGUUCACGCGGACCACGGCGGAGGGCGUGGCGCGCGUGCGCAAGUCCAAGGGCAAGUUCGCCUUCCUGCUGGAGUCCACGAUGAACGAGUACAUCGAGCAGCGCAAGCCCUGCGACACCAUGAUGGGAGGAAACCUGGAUUCCAAGGGCUAUGGCGUAGCUACUCCCAAGGCUCCUCAUUAA
This is a messenger RNA of Canis lupus familiaris (dog), 828 nucleotides long. RefSeq names its product glutamate receptor 4-like. Gene Ontology annotation, biological process: synaptic transmission, glutamatergic; modulation of chemical synaptic transmission. Gene Ontology annotation, cellular component: dendritic spine; postsynaptic membrane; plasma membrane. Gene Ontology annotation, molecular function: transmitter-gated monoatomic ion channel activity involved in regulation of postsynaptic membrane potential; AMPA glutamate receptor activity. Lineage: Eukaryota; Metazoa; Chordata; Mammalia; Carnivora; Canidae. The record is from RefSeq and is a predicted model, not a curated record.